Molecule: messenger RNA, 871 nt
Organism: Setaria italica (foxtail millet)
Lineage: Eukaryota; Viridiplantae; Streptophyta; Magnoliopsida; Poales; Poaceae
Exons: 4
Coding region: 128-700 (190 amino acids)
Source: RefSeq, a predicted model, not a curated record
AGGAAAAGAAUGCAUUCCAAGCUUGCGUGCCUUUUGUUCUGCCGCCGAACUAUAUAAACACUCAGGCCCCCUUACAUCUUGUGAGCACACACGGACACACUCUGGUUGCCCUGUUCUUGGACCAAAGAUGGGUGGCUCCUUCAGUGCCUUCAACAAAUUUGGACUCCCAGGGCUGAGCACGGCAACUACCAAGCAAGUCUAUGAACGGCAUUUCAAGAACAAGAAGACUGGCAAGUUUGAAGACUUCCACAUUGCUUACGUCGAGUUCUGCAAGUAUUUCAACACCGUAAUGCCCGGCCAAGAUUUCGACACCCCAUCACUCGAAAUAAUCCAGGAAUUUUACGAGAAGAAGUGGGAGCCGGAGAAGAACGACGAGAGGAGGAAGGAACUGUUCUUCGAGUUCAUGAAGAAGGAGGUCAAGGAAGCGACGGUGGACGACAGCUUCUUCAUCGCGGCGGGGCUGGCGGCGCCGGUGGCCGCCGUGAUCGGCAAGAGGGCCAGCGGGCACAUCCCCUACGUCAAGAGCCUGAGGCUGGACAUGGUGCCCAACGUCGUCUUCGUUCCGAUGGUCACGCUCUUGGGCAUCAUGGGAGCCACCGCGUGGCAGAUGAGCAGCAAGAGCGCCGCGGCCAAAGGAGAGGAGGAGGCCAAGGAAGACGAGAAGCAGCGCAAGGACCAAUCAUCCAACAAGGCGAACUGACUCUUGUUCAUCUCUUGUAUUGUAUGCGUCGAAAAAAAAAACAGCAUGGAUGAGGGCUCGGUCACCUACUCGGUCAAUAACCAAGAGUUUUACCGGAACAUUUUAUGGUGCAUAAAUAAUAUCAUCAUCUGUAAACUUGGGCGUCAAACAUAAAUGUUUUAACUUCCUCCU